Cetraspora pellucida is the source of this 1539-nucleotide messenger RNA. NCBI's taxonomy places the organism in Eukaryota, Fungi, Glomeromycota, Glomeromycetes, Diversisporales, Gigasporaceae. The record is from the annotation of a GenBank genome assembly.
AUGUGGCCUCCCAGUGAUAGAAUACCCAACUUACCCGAUUUACCCGAGGUCAAAUCAUUUAUUGGCGUCAUUUUCGCUGUUUCUGGCAAUAUUUUGAUUUCCAUCGCACUAAACAUUCAAAAAAACGCUCAUAAUGAGUUACAAAAGCUUAAACUCGACCGGCUUGAUUCCGGCGACUUUGCAAACAACACUUCUCCACAAACCCCAUUGGGAACACAUAACUUUUCUACGGAUGAUUAUGAAGUCCCAGAUCCCGAAGAGUAUGGUAAUACCAGUUACCUUCAUUCAAAAGCAUGGUGGACUGGACUCUUUUUAAUGGUUAUUGGAGAAUUGGGCAAUUUUAUCGCAUACGCGUUUGCUCCGGCUUCGGUCAUAGCGCCUCUUGGAACCGUCGCUUUGAUUUCUAAUGUAAUUUUAGCUCCGAUAAUGCUUAAGGAGACGUUUCGACCGCAAGAUUUACUCGGAAUCUUAAUUGCAAUUGUCGGUGCGGUUGUCGUUGUCAUAAACUCGAAGUCAGAUGAAGUAAAAGAAGUUAUUCCCACGCAAUUUGUUUUAUUUACUAUAUCAGCAAUAAUAGGUAGUGCUAUAUUAUAUAAUGAUUUUGCUGAAAUGGAUUUUUGGAAAUGCGCUGGCUUCUUGAUAGGGUGUUUCAUGACGUUUGUGGGUGUUUAUUUUAUCACUUCAAACCGAGGAAAAUCUAAAGGUUAUGCAAAACCAGGUGCUAAUUCCGUGCCAGGAACUUUGAGAGGCGAUCAUUUUCGUUCUGUACUUCCUGAUGAUAUGAACGCCUAUAAUCCCUCGAAUGAAUUUGAUCGAUAUGUAUCGUACCCAAAUUCAAAUGCUACGACCAUUCCUCGAAGGCAUACUUUGUUAGAACCAAUUUCACAUGCCUCCACACCUCUUUUGAGUGGUUAUGAUUCGAACAAUAAUUCUCUUUCAAGAAACGACGGCUUAUUAUUAUCUCUUGUUCAUGGUUCUCUUACUGCUGGUGUAAGUCAAGCAUUAAAUUCCGUCGGUGCCCGUCAUUCUCAUGCACUAGGAUUAGACCAAGUUUUUGAAAAUUAUUGGUUAAAAAUGAUAGAACAAAGGUCUAAUGAGUCUAAUAACAUUAAUGAUGAUUCUGGGUUUCAUCGUCGUAGUAAUUCAGUCCCACAACCUAGAACAUUUAAUGUUAGAAAUUAUCAAAGUUAUCAGAGUAACGGUAGAACAAACAUUUCAUCAGCUGCCAAUCAAGAUAAUAAUAGUGAAAAUUCUAGCGUACAACCAAAAUCUUUAACUAAUUCUUCUUACCUUGGUACUUCGUAUGAUAAUAAUUCUUAUUAUGGUUCAGAAUAUACUGACGAUGACGACUCUAGGACAGUGAGUGGUCGAACUACUUCAACAAAUGGUAGUAAUGUAGGAAUAUAUAUGGGUGAUUCUGGUAGUACCUAUGAAGCAUUUCCUGAUCUUAACUAUUCUGAAGAUAUGGAUGAUUUGCCCGAUUUACCAACCAGGCGUGACUAUGGUAAUGGUAUAACUGAAAACGAAAGUGAAAUAUAA